Molecule: messenger RNA, 651 nt
Organism: Histoplasma capsulatum G186AR
Lineage: Eukaryota; Fungi; Ascomycota; Eurotiomycetes; Onygenales; Ajellomycetaceae
Exons: 4
Coding region: 1-651 (216 amino acids)
Biological process (GO): glutathione metabolic process
Cellular component (GO): peroxisome; mitochondrion
Molecular function (GO): glutathione transferase activity; glutathione peroxidase activity
Source: RefSeq, a predicted model, not a curated record
AUGGGUGCAAAGAUAGAAACAUAUCUUGACUGCCGAUAUUCCCAGUUUUCCUGGGAGGAAUCAAUGCUGGCUCAGGCAAUACACCUCCCUGGACAAACCCAGCGAAGGCAAAAUACGGCCAAUUUGACCGUCAACGAGCAUCCCGGUAUUUCAAAGUCACAGACAUGGUUCCUCCACCAUUCUUCCCCCCCGUCACAAUUCUGGUAUACCCUUUCCCCCCUUUCUCCCCCUUCGGGAUGGAUCCAGGUUUCCUCUCCCCCUCAACGUGUGGCCACGUAUCUCAAGGCCAACUACCCCCGGGACCGCUUCGAGAAAACCUUCCUCUUGUACUGGACCUAUAUGUUCUACCGGCAUAUUGACCUCAGCAAACCCGAGAACAUGACGGCCUUGCUCCGCGAGGAGAAAUACAGCGACGUGGAAAUCGAAACCAUCAUGAAAGGCGCACAGACCCCUGAGGGGAAGAAGGCGCUGGCCGAUCGGACGAAGGAGGCGUUGGAUCGGGGUGCGUUUGGAGCGCCGUGGUUUUGGGUGACAAAUGCACAGGGGAAGGCUGAGCCGUUCUUCGGCAGUGAUCGGUUCCAUUAUAUGUGGCAGUUCUUAGGCAUACCGUUUCAGGAUGUGGAGAUUAUAGCCAAGGGGCCGAAGUUGUGA